Messenger RNA from Suillus bovinus, 1449 nucleotides. RefSeq names its product cytochrome P450. Gene Ontology annotation, molecular function: iron ion binding; monooxygenase activity; heme binding. The transcript is spliced from 13 exons. NCBI's taxonomy places the organism in Eukaryota, Fungi, Basidiomycota, Agaricomycetes, Boletales, Suillaceae. Bases 1 to 1449 code for a protein of 482 amino acids. The record is from RefSeq and is a predicted model, not a curated record.
AUGUUCUCCGCUCAGAUUCUUGCUGUAGCGACGUCGUGUACUAUUUUCCUGAUCGCCGCUUUGCGUCUGAGUCGCAAACGUGUCUACCCCUUGCCUCUACCGCCUGGCCCUCGCGGUUUACCAUUUCUUGGUAACGCACUGCAAUUGGACACCAAACGACCUUGGCUCACAUACGCUGCGUGGGGAAAGACAUAUGGCAAAAUCAUUCACUCUAGCAUUCUUGGGAUCGAUAUGAUCAUCAUAAACUCUGAAUCGAUCGCGCGAGAGUUGUUAGACAAACGUUCUGCGAUUUAUUCAGAUCGACCCGUCAUUCCCACCAAUGAGAUAUCUGGACUGGAUUUCAAUACUGUACUCCUUCCGUAUGGGGAGAAAUUGCGACAACAUCGCAAGCUCUUCCACCAAGUACUUAGGGCCGAGGCCUCUGUUUCAUACCAGGAGAUGUACUCUCGCCACGCGACUGAAUUGAUCUUUAAUCUUUUGAAGGUCACGGAUGACCUGCAGAAACCUACUCAAGCAUACACGGCAUCGCUGAUCAUGUCCGUGACGUAUGGAUAUACUAGUUGCGGAACUCAAGACCCAUUCGUUGACCGUGCUCAAGAACUUCUGGAUAUUGCCAGACAUCUUCUUUCUCCCGAGAGGGCUGCCAUGUUCACGGCCUUUCCUUUUCUUAAAAAGCUGCCAGUGUGGUGCUUUCGUGGAGCUUAUUCCCUGAUGGGUCGCAGCAGAGAAUUAUGUCAACAGCUUUUGAACGAGCCGUUUAACGAGGUGAAGGUACAGAUGGCAAAUGGUACCGUUACAAAAUCACUAGUCGCUGACUUCCUCAGUCAAGCUGAGGAGAACGCCGACGAAGACACGAUGAAAGCUGUUGCAUUGAUGGGAUACGUAGGCGGCAUAGACACGUCUACAUCCACGUUGCAUGUAUUCCUGAUGGCAAUGCUACUCUACCCCGACGUCCAAGCCAGGGCUCGUGCAGAAAUAAAUGAAGUUGUGAUGCAUGAUAAAAUGCCGACCAUCGAUGAUAGACCAUCGUUGCCAUACCUUGAUGCCGUUCUCCGUGAGGUUCUAAGAUGGUAUCCACCCAUACCCCUAGGAAUGGCUCAUGCGACAACAAAUGAUGACAUUUAUGGAGGGUACUUUAUACCCAAAGGUACGGUGGUGAUAGUUAAUCAAUGGGCAUUGUCUCGGGACGAAGACGUAUUUCCUGAUGCAUCGCGAUUUGAUCCCACUCGUCAUCUCACGGCUGAUGGGCAGCUGAAGGAUCAACAUUUUGUCAACCAUUUUGCGUUUGGUCACGGCAGGCGCGUUUGUCCUGGUCGUUGGUUUGCAGAGAACAGUCUGUGGAAUGCAAUGGCUACCAUUCUCGCCGUCUUGCGCAUCGAUCAUGCCAGAGACUCAAACGGAAACAGGAUCGAGGUAAAGCCGGAAAUCACCACCGGCAUGGUGAUGUGA